AUGGUCUCAAAUUUUUCUGACUGGUGGAUAGACACUGGAGCCACUCACCAUAUUUUUGGCGAUAGAGCAAUGUUCUCUACUUACCAGAAAAUAGAUGGUGAUGAGCACUUAUACAUGGGAAAUUCUUCUGCAUCUGCAGUAAUGGGAAAGGGCAAAGUGUUUCUGAAGUUUACCUUUGUAAAAGAACUAACCCUCCCAGAUGUGCUACAUGUGCCAGAAAUUUGA
Messenger RNA from Prunus armeniaca (apricot), 225 nucleotides. NCBI's taxonomy places the organism in Eukaryota, Viridiplantae, Streptophyta, Magnoliopsida, Rosales, Rosaceae. The record is from the annotation of a GenBank genome assembly.